Molecule: messenger RNA, 347 nt
Organism: Mustela erminea (ermine)
Lineage: Eukaryota; Metazoa; Chordata; Mammalia; Carnivora; Mustelidae
Product: 60S acidic ribosomal protein P1-like
Exons: 1
Coding region: 5-256 (83 amino acids)
Source: RefSeq, a predicted model, not a curated record
GUUCAUGGAGGAUAAGAUCAGUGCCCUCAUUAAAGCGGCGGAUGUAAAUGUUGAACCUUUUGGGCUGGGCUUGUUUGGAAGGCCCUGGGGCCAAUGUCAACAUCAGGGCCUCGUCUGUAAUGUCUGUAACGCAGGGGCUGGUGGACCUGCGUCAGCAGCCAGGGCUCUGCCAGCAGGAGGUCCUGCUCCCUCCACCAGGGCUGCCCCAGCUGAGGAGAAGAAAGUGGAAGCAAAGAAAGAAAUCAGAGGAGUCUGAUGAUGACAUGGGCUUUGGUCUUUUUAACUAAACCUCUUCUGUAUCCUGUUCAAUAAAAAGCUGAACUCUUAAAAAAAAAAAAACAAAAACU